Molecule: messenger RNA, 4942 nt
Organism: Cutaneotrichosporon oleaginosum
Lineage: Eukaryota; Fungi; Basidiomycota; Tremellomycetes; Trichosporonales; Trichosporonaceae
Biological process (GO): regulation of ARF protein signal transduction
Molecular function (GO): guanyl-nucleotide exchange factor activity
Source: RefSeq, a predicted model, not a curated record
CCUCAAUACCACCAAACCAUUCGUCCUCGACAUCUCGCCAUCGACGCGCACACGCGUCCCCUCAUCCUCCCCCACCACUUGAAACGGGGCUACGGCCCCACGCCGCUCCUUACCACCCUUUCUCCAUCCCCCUCCCGGCCAACAUGAGCCACAUCGACCUCUCCCCCGUCACGCUCCUCCUCCAGGAGGUGCAGACCGUCACGUCGGCCAUGCGGCGCAACAUGCGCUGGUCUUCGUCCGUGCCCGCAUCAACGUUUGCCUCCUCCGGGCUUCCUUCCCAGCUCUCGCGCGACAGGCGCGCUGGCACCCCCAUCGGCCGGCGGCGCGAUGACGAGGGCGAUCUCAUGGGCAACUUCGUCGCGCUCCGACGCGCACUCACCGGCGUCUCUGAUGUAACGACGCUCGAUCCACUCGCGAUCGUCGAACCAUUCCUUGCCAUCAUCCGGUCGCCCCUCACCUCGGGCCCGAUCACCUCGCUCGCGCUCGUGAGCUUGCACGACCUCGUCCUCCAUGUCCUUCCUCUCUACCUUCCUCCUACUCCACCGCCGGCACUCGGGGACGCAUCGCCUCUUCAGCUCGCCCUGGUGCGCGUCACGCAGGCAUUGGCUGCAUGUCGCUUCCCCUCGUCUUCACCUCAGCAGGAUGAGCUUGUCCUCCUUCGCCUCCUGCGUGUCAUCGAAAGCAUGACUGUACCCGUGUUGCAGGCGGGAAGCGGACGCGUACCACAGAGUAUGCUUGACCACAUUGGCGACGAAGGCGUGUGCGAGCUCCUUGAGGUCGGGCUCGGCAUGCUGGCGCGCGGGCGACUCAGUGACGGCUUGCGAGGCACCGCCCAGCUCUGCGUGCAGGCCAUAACGCGCGCGUGCUUCCUCCGCCUGCGGACACUGAGUCCCGAGGACGUAGAGCGCGCGCUGCGCAGUCGCAUUAGCGUCGGCGUCAAGGACACGGUCAAUGUGCCCAAUACUGCUGCACCGCGAUUGUCCGCAGAGCGCAGAAGCGUCGAGCGGGAGCAGCAACGUCGCAGCGUAGAAAGAAUAGAGGAGCAGCGCCGCAGCGCCGAACGCGAACAGAAGGAACAUGCUGACGAGGCGGAGGACAAGGCAACGCCUCGCACGUCGCUGGACGACACGGGCAAGUUUAGCAAAGAGUCGAAACCGGACGAUGGUCCCCCGCAAUUUGCCCCAUACGGCCUGCCGACUAUGCUCGAACUCCUCCGCGUCCUCAUCGCCCUGCUGAAUCCCAAUGACAAGGCUCACACGGACACCAUGCGACUUUCCGCGCUUGCCGUGCUCAACUCGGCUCUCGAGGUCGGCGGGUCUGGCAUCGGACAAUGGGCGGAGCUCCGUGAAGGAGUGCGCGAUGAGGGGUGCCGCUAUCUCUUCCAGCUCACGCGUUCUGACCAGGCCGUUAUUCUGCAGUCCUCGCUUCGCACUACCUCCUCCCUUUUCGCCACCCUCCUUCCUCAUCUCAAGCUACAGCUGGAGCUGUUCCUUUCCUACCUCGUUGACCGGCUCACGCCACCAGCCCCCAUGCCUCUCCCGCCUCAUCUGCGGGAUCUUUCACGGCCCACCUCGCCCAGCCCAUAUGCCUCCGAAACCGCCUCCGACCACUCGGGUGCCGACACUCCCCCGACCUCGACGCCCAAGCCUUACUCACUUCUCCCCCCGAUGACGUCCGAGAGCAAGGAGCUGUGGCUUGAAACUCUUACACAGAUUGCCACUCGCCCGAGCUUUAUGGUCGACUGCUGGGUCAAUUUUGACUGCUCGACCGACUCUGAGGACAUCUUUGAGCGUCUCAUGGUCUUCCUCACCCGCGGAGUGUACCCUUCGGGGCCCGGCCCACGGGCUGAUGGCUCGACUAUGCUUGAGGGACUAGAUAGCUCUCAGCUGCUCUGUCUCGAGAUUCUGUUGACGUAUGUCGACUCGAUGGCGCAGCGUCUGGAGCAAGGCGAUGAAGAGUGGCCAGCCGACGCACCGUCCGUCGAAGAAUUGAAGAUGAACAAGAGCCGCAAAGCUGUCCUUAUCGCGGGCACGACGCAGUUCAACAUCAAACCCAAGGUCGGCAUUCAGCAGUUGAUCGAGUCGGGCAUCAUUGUGCCCGACAAUGGGCCUGGGACAGAGGAGGAGCGUAAGCUGCGCGGAAUCGCGCGCUUCUUGCGCAACACUUCGCGAUUGGAUAAGAAGCUCGUCGGAGAGUACAUCUCCCAUCCGGAACGUCUGGAUCUCCUCAAGGCUUUCAUCGGCCUGUUCGACUUCACGGGCAAGUCGAUUGCCGACGCACUGCGAGAGCUCCUUGAGACUUUCCGUCUGCCUGGAGAAGCUCAGCCUAUCUCUCGCAUCACUGAGACAUUCUCUCAGCACUUCUUCUCUCUCGACCCGCCAGAAAUUGCGACCGAGGACGCCGCCUACGUCCUCGCUUACUCGGUCAUCAUGCUAAACACGGAUCAGCACAACCCGCAGAACCGUAAGCGCAUGACUGUCGAGGACUACCGGCGCAACCUACGCGGCGUUAACGAUGGCAAGGACUUCGAUGCCGAGUACCUAGCCGGCAUCCACGAGUCGAUCAGGAAACACGAGAUCAUCUUGCCGGAGGAGCACGUUGGACAGCCCGGCUUCGACUAUGCGUGGAAGUCGCUCAUGCAGCGGACACGCCUCGCUGGCCCCACUAUCUCUUGCAACACAGCUCAGUUCGACGAGGCCAUGUUCCGCAUCACAUGGCAGCCUCUCAUUGGUGCCAUCGCGUACGCUUUCACCAUGAACGCCGGAGAUGAGCAUGUCAUUCAGCACGCUAUUACUGGUUUCAGGCAGUGUGCAACGCUGGCAGGGCACUUCAACAUGCCAGAGGUAUUCGAUCGCAUCGUGCAGUCGCUAGCUCCUGCGACUGGACUCCUCGAUGAGACCGAGGAGGGUUACCAGAUGGGCAACUAUCCUAAGGCGGAGCGUGACAACCUCUCCAUCACUGUGUCACCGCUGGCUAUCCGCUUUGGUCAGAGCUACCGCGCCCAGCUUGCGACCGUCGUCCUGUUCACCAUCGCCAACGGCAAUGGCAACGCAGUGCGGGCCGGCUGGACUCAGAUCUUCGAAAUGUUCCAGACCCUUUUCCUGCACUCGCUCUUGCCCGCGCCUAUGUUGCAGAUGGAGGACUUUUUGGCAGGCACCACCACCAUCCCGCUCAAGCUCACGACCCCUGCCGCGGUUCCCGAGCGCCGUCCUGAGGGCGGGGGUCUACUCUCCACGCUCUCCUCGUACCUCCUCUCGCCUUACGGCGCGUCCAAUGAGGCUAUUCCUAGCGAAGUGUCAGACGAGGACAUCGAGAAUGCGCUCGUUGCGGUUGACUCGCUCGCGUCGUGCAAGCUGGAGGAACUUUACGCCGAGAUCCUGUCAUUGGAUGUCGAAGCGCUCAUCCCUGCCGUACGCGCGAUCCGGUCGCUCGCCGAAGCUCGCACCACGCACCGCCUUGAGCCCCGUGAAAGCCCAGACGGACCGCAACGAUUCGAGGGCCAACUGCCGUAUGACCCUGCCUGCGUGUUCCUGCUCGAGAUGAUGGUGUCGCUCGCUGCGCGUGGCAAGGACCACAUUGCUGAGACGUGGCCCAUCAUCUUCGAGUACAUCUCGUCUCUGCUCAACAGCGCCCAAUCGUACUCGGUGCUGCUGAUCGAGCGGGCUGUGGUUGGGCUCCUCCGGCUCUGCCUCAUCGUGUCGGAGCAGCCCACGCUGCGCGACCAGUUGUACCUGGCGCUCGAUGUGCUGCGCUCGCUCCCCUCCAGCGUGCUAAACGCUGUCAGUGAGCAGCUCAUGGCAGGCGUCGCCAGGAUCCUCGAGAAGGACUCGGGUGUCGUCAAGAGCCAGACCGAGUGGGGUCUUAUCAUCGCGCUUUUCCGCGCAACUGUCGCCCACCCUGAGGCGUCCAAGGUCACGCUGGCCAUCGUGCAGAAGAUGGCCACUGGUGGUGAGCCUGGCCUCUCGCCCGACAACUUCGCGGGCGUUGUGGCGCUACUGGAUGAGUUUGCCACGGCCGCUGGCGCGGCGGCAGCUGGCCGCCUGCAACCCAGUCGCCGUGGGACGAACCCCGUUGCCACAACCCUCGGCCCGACCGUUGAGCGCGGCCUUACCGCCCUCGACAGCCUGUACGAGCUGCGCAACCAGAUCCCGGCCCUUAUCGCAAGAAGCGGGAAGCCUCCCCGUGAUGCCUUUGCCGCAUUCUGGCUCCCUCCAUUGCUCGUCAUUUCGAAGCAAUGCGUGAAUGGCUACCGCGAGAUCCGCCACCGCGCCAUCUCGUAUUUGCAGCGCCUCCUUCUUUCCCCUCAGUUGAUGAGUGCGGACGGGACGACACUGCCAAUCAUCUUUGACCGAGUCCUUUUCCCUGUGCUCGAUGAGCUGCUCAAGCCAGCACUGUACGAGCGUGACCACGCCGGCGCUGUCGAAAUGCGCCUCCGCGCCGCGACGCUCCUCGUCAAGGUGUUCUUGCAGUACGUCGUGGGGCUUACUGAGCCUUGCGACGCUGUCGGGGUCCAGUUCGUCCGCGUGCUGGACAAGUUGGAGCGCUUCAUGCAGGGCGACCGUGACAUGCUGAACGAGGUUUCCGAAUCACUCAAAAACCUCGCACUCGUUAUGUAUUCGUCGCAACUGCUCAUCCCGCCGCCGGCGGUGGGACAGCCUGACACGCGCACCCGCGAGCAGCAGGAACUCUGGGCAGCCAGUGCAGCACGCAUUGAGCGGAUGGUCCCAGGCUUCCUGGACGAGGCGCUCGCACCAGCUCCCGAGCCGCCGCGCUCACCUGCCAAGCCAACUGUGGGCUCAGGUGCAGGAGUUGAGUCGCCAGCACCGCUGGCGACAGUAGGAGAAGAGGCAACACAAGAGGAGCAGUAGAUUGUAGACAUAUGCAUUCGGAGCCAUGGAGGGCAAUUCAAGGCUCUGCCCAUGCUCACUCGUCCACCAGCUGG